Molecule: messenger RNA, 3246 nt
Organism: Carassius auratus (goldfish)
Lineage: Eukaryota; Metazoa; Chordata; Actinopteri; Cypriniformes; Cyprinidae
Product: ubiquitin carboxyl-terminal hydrolase 2-like
Exons: 13
Coding region: 234-1790 (518 amino acids)
Biological process (GO): protein deubiquitination
Molecular function (GO): cysteine-type deubiquitinase activity
Source: RefSeq, a predicted model, not a curated record
AGCAGGACUCUGUGCUCUCUCUGUGCUCUCUGUGCUGGUGUCCUGCCACUCCAACCAGCUGAUCGAGUGCGUAAUGCUGAGCCAGCGCCGUACGGUUUUCUGCUGAAUCUUGAAAUAGCGCGUGGUGCUUAGGAAGAUCCAGGAAUAUUUCGCUGGUCACGCGGGAGAAUGAACUGGAAUUCCGCUGUUUGGCUCUCUCCACCUUGGGGCUGAUUUCGCUUCACAUCUUGAUCAUGUCUCCGGUCUACUCACCCCCCAAAUACUCCACUGGCUCCACCCUCUUAAGUCCGUACAGUUCCUAUGACCCCUGCGAUCCCACGUUGGGAUAUAUUGUCAGAGGUCAACCUCAGCUUUCCAGGUAUGCUCCUUCCACCUCCCGCUACCUGAACCCCAGCCCUUGCCUCGCCCGAGGCGUCCUGUUCUUUCCCCAGGAGCCCGAGCGGGGGCGAGCUGCACCCCAUUCAGAGCCCCACAUCGGCCGCCGGAGUGAAAGCUACAGUAGGAUGCAGGUUAAAGGUCAGAUUCCCCGAAUUAUUGGCCCCAGGGGCCGUUCACCGUCAAGGACUGGAUAUAGCUGCACAUCACCCCUGUCAAGGCAGCGCAGGUCGGUCAGUCAGUCAGACCUGAUGCGGGAGCUGGCCACACUGGAGAUCUGUGACCAAGGAGCAGUGGAGAGAGGAGGGUACACAGUCAAAGAGAGCGCGAUCAGGGGACGAGCAGAUUACUCAGUGCCUCUCUGCUGGAGCUCAGAGAACUCAAAGAAUGCUCAGGGUCUGGUGGGCCUCAGGAAUCUGGGAAAUACUUGUUUCAUGAACUCCAUUCUGCAGUGUCUGAGCAACACUCAUGACCUGAGGGACUACUGUCUGCGUAACACGCACCGCACGGACCUCAACCACAACUGCAGGGCCAAAGCUGCGCUGAUGGAGGAGUUUGCCAAGCUCACUCAGACUAUUUGGACAUCAGCUAGCAGUGAGGCCAUCAGCCCUUCUGACUUCAAAAUGCAGAUUCAGAAAUAUGCCCCUCGAUUUGUUGGUUACAAUCAGCAGGAUGCUCAGGAGUUCUUGCGGUUUCUGCUGGAUGGGCUUCAUAAUGAAGUAAACAGAGUAACAGUGAAACCCAGAUCCCUCAUGGAGGACUUUGAUCACCUCUCGGACGACGAGAAAGGCAAGAGAAUGUGGAACAAGUACCUGGAGAGUGAAGAUAGUAAAGUAGUCGAUCUGUUUGUUGGUCAGUUGAAAAGCUCUCUGACGUGUAACGAGUGUGGCUUCUGCUCAACAGUGUUUGAUCCAUUCUGGGAUCUGUCCCUGCCCAUCGCCAAGACUUCAGGAGAAGUGAGUUUAAUGGAUUGCCUUCGACUUUUCACCAAGGAAGAUGUAUUAGAUGGGAAUGAGAGACCAACAUGCCACAGAUGUAAAACAAGACGAAAAUGUACGAAAAAAUUCACCAUUCAGAAAUUUCCCAAAAUCUUGGUGCUUCACCUGAAGCGUUUCUCUGAGUGUCGAGUCAGAACCAGCAAACUCUCCACCUUUGUAAACUUCCCCCUCAAAGAGCUGGACCUCAGGGAAUUUGGCUCUGAUAACAGCGUAAAUGCAGUGUAUAAUCUGUAUGCUGUGUCCAAUCACACUGGUACGUCUUUGGGUGGUCAUUACACAGCAUAUUGCCGCAAUCCCUGCAUAGGAGAAUGGUACACGUACAACGACUCCAGGGUGAGCCCCAUGUCAUCCAGCCAGGUGCGCAGCAGCGAUGCAUAUGUGCUGUUCUACGAAUCUGCCACCUCUUCACGCAUGUGAUUACGCCUGAAACGGACAAGCCUUGGAUAAAAUAAACCCUUUGCUGCUGUUGAACUAAAUCAUGGUCAGGGUCUACAUGCUCGCAGGACCCUGGGGACGUUAUCCCAGGCCUUUUAAUCAAGGCCAAACACAUACUGGAACUGAAUUAUGGCUGUGGCCUAUGAAGUGGAAUGAAGCCUGGGAUGAAAGUUUAACCCAAGCCCAGAUUGAGCUUCACAGUAAGGGCUCCGCCAUCCAUCACUCCCCCUUUGAAAGAAGCUGCUGCAGCGGGGAUGGAUUUAACAAUCUGAAACGGACAAAGACAGAGGAACAUGAACUACUACCUCUCUUGAAUGAGCAGGACUAUGUGUGUGUGUGUAUUUGUGUGUGUACGAGUCAGUCUCCAGACUGAUAAUGUAGGACUCUAUGCACUGUGUAACUGGAGCCGUUCGGCUCUGCAGACAGUCACCACGACUCAAACAAUCCCCAUUCCUUAUUUAAUUUAUUAACAUGAGUUCAAUGUUUUACUUAAUUUCAAGCUAAUUGCUACCAGUUUAAAAAAGAGGUCAUCUUGCUGAGGGACCGUGUAGGUCAAGUGUGUAAAUGAUGCUUGGAUUGCUCAAUGGAUUGUUUACUAUUUCGAACAGAUAUGUUCCGUCAAGAUAAGUCUCCGCUUUGCUUGAUUUGCUGAUUUUCAACAGAAUAUGCACAUGGGAAGGGCUUAGUUUAGUGCUAAUGCAUGACUGUGCCCCUUCCAAAAACCCUCACCAUUACAGAAAUGAUUGUAGGACUGUCCCCUGGUGGCUGGAACAAAAAGAACUGGACCUUUUUCACAGACCAGAAUGAUAUGAUUCCACCUUAUUUAUUUUUUUUUUACAUCAUGAAUCUAGCAGAGGAUGAUUCUAAUAUAAUGGCAGAGUGAGUGAAAACAAACAUAUUUCUCUUUUCUUCUCUUUUGAAAAGUCAUAAAAGUGCUACCAUGGAUUGUUCAUUUGCAGUUGGAGCAAAUUGGAAAAUAAAAAUAUAUACUUGUUGCAUUUUGUAUUCACAGCAUACCAAACUAUGGAUUCUGAAAUGUGGAAAGGGUCCAUCUCCAGGAGAAUAUAAAGUAUUCCCUCUUUAGGUGUUAGUGGAAUUAAUAUUUUCCUCCAGGGGCAAUAUAUUUGAAAGAGGCCUUAUGUUUUUCUCAUUCUGUCAGGGACUACAAUAUUCAGUUUAAUUUGGGGAUGAGUCUUUAUCAAAUAAGAAGCCACCAGGAGGGUUAUGUGUGUGUGUGUACCUUUAUGUAUUAUUUCUCUAUUUAUGAUGUGAAUGUAGCUUAUCGUUGUGCUUGAACCAGUCAAUGUUUUUUCUACAGAGAGAUUUUAAGUGAGUGUAAUUAUUAUUUUGUUUAAAAUGUGACUGUAGUGUACCGCAUAUCAAGAGCUCUUGGCUUUUAAAAAGAAGUGAAUAGGAAUAAAAGCAAAUGUCUACAGAA